AUGGCCGAACUUCCCUACGAUUGUUUGCAACCUGCGCCAGCGUUCACCUUCUGCGCCGUUGAUUACUUCGGCCCGUGGCAUAUUAAAGAGGGUUGGAAAGAGCUCAAGCGGUACGGCGUAUUGUUUACUUGCCUAUCAUCGCGGGCGAUUCAUCUUGAGACGGCGAAGUCGUUAGAGACGGAUUCCUUUAUCAACGCUCUGCGUCGUUUCCUGGUUCGACGCGGGCCCAUUCAACAGCUCAGGUCGGACCGGGGUACAAACCUAGUAGCUGCUCGACGCAAAUUGAAAGAAGCUUUGCAACAGAUGGAUAAAGAGAAAGUGUGA
Paramuricea clavata is the source of this 324-nucleotide messenger RNA. NCBI's taxonomy places the organism in Eukaryota, Metazoa, Cnidaria, Anthozoa, Malacalcyonacea, Plexauridae. The record is from the annotation of a GenBank genome assembly.